AUGAGUGAUCACGAGAGUGAUAGCGACGCAUGCUCGCAGGAGAUACCCAACCCUGGAGUUGGCGUGAAGUGGAUCUACUACCGUCGGCGCGAUGAGCUAGAAGCAUUGGCACAAGAAUUUAAGUUCUCAGUCGAAGGCAAAGUCGAGGACAUGCGAAAGGCGUUCGCGUCCCUAAUAGCCAAAAGUAGGCUUGGAAAGAAAGUCUGGGCUCGACUGGCCGAAUUGGAAAUAAUAUACACGCGACCGCGCACUCCACAACCCGACGCUCAAGCCACCACCUCGGGUUUGAGCCAGCAGUUCUUACAGGCCCCGUCGGUUACCCUAUCCAAGACGGAAACACUUACGACGUCUCACGUCCCGGUACUAUCUUCCACCCCCGCCACGUCAAGUCUACAUAAGCCAAUUCCCCCGGCACUCGUCAGCGAAUCCCAGUCGAACCCGAUCAUCGCCAACCCAAGCCAUGGACCAUACGGUACUCACCUGGAUCGAAUUCGGAAAUGGGGAAUCCAAUUCGACGGCCAGGGUGAUCCGUUGGCUUUCGUCGAGGCAUUGGAGGAACGGGCUCAGGCAUACGGGAUUAAUCGAUGCAUUGCCAAGGAGUAUGGUCGAAGGCUUGGUGGAUCGUGCCGCGCGUUGGUUCCGAACCAGUGGGCUGAGCGCAGUCCCUUGGUCGGAGUUCCCACGACGCAAGAGUUGGACCGAAUCUACGACAACGCCCGCCCCGAAUACCAGUAUUACGCCCGCCGACACGAGAUCACAAGUCUUCCCCAACUGAUCCAGUUGGCCACGGAGUUCGAAUACAUACAGGAUCGAAUCCAGCCACGGACCUCACUGGCAACGGCGACUACCAUUUCACCCCCGGCACCGGCCCGCCGCCCCUUCAGUGCCGGAUGUAGCCCGGGUUUGCCGACGAUGCGCGGAACCAGGACAUGUACAGGCAGCAUGUCAGAAUCCUGCCGUGAUUUUUUGUUGGGACUGCGGCAAACGAGACAUACGCACGAUCCAUUGCUGUCGGAACAACGGGACGGGAAACGGUCAUCGCCCUCUACCCCGGCGGGAGGAGCAGAGGACGAUAGACACCACGACCCGCCAGUAAUCCCCACGAUGCAUCUAACCGGUGGGAGGAUCGUGGCCAAGAUCCAGAUCGAAGGCCUGCCCACCGAGGGAACUGUGGAUACCGGUGCCACCACGAGUUUCAUCAACGAAGAAUUGGCCGCACGACUUAGCACCCCCGAGAACACAUUGGCUAAGGAUUCGCGAAUUCGUCUCGCUGACGGCUCCGUUCGGGAGGUCACGAAGACGCUCACAGCGCGUGUCCGCCUGGAGAAUCGAGAAGUUCGCGUAGCCUUCUUAGUCCUGCCACAUAUCCUUGAGCCCGUGAUACUGGGCCUGGAUUUCCUCUGUUCCAUAGAGACAACGAUUUGCUGCGGUACAGCCCAGAUUCGUUUAGAUACCUCGUUAGCACCGAAGAAAACACCUUUGUGCCAUCAAGCUUCGCACCCCGGGCCUACCCUGGCGACACCCCCUUCUCCAGUUCCACGGAAACGAACAUGCGUAGAAGCAGAUCCAAUGCCCCGACCGACUCCUAGACCCCGUCCCCGGCUUACAAGGCACAACCCUGCUGCCCCAAUUCCGCUCCCGGUCACCUUGUCCAGCGUAAUUCCUGCCGUCCCAGACACAAGGGGACCGAGUGUCUAUGACACGACCCAUCUCCAAGACUUUGGACUUCAAACGUCCUCUCCAGCCCUCGAGAUGGGGUCCGACACAGACGAGCAAGGACCUUCCCCAUGGCCUGCAGACAUUACGCCAAGCAUUCAAGGAUUCCUACAAGAGGAACUCCCCAAGUUUGACGGGAUGACCGGAGUAACCUCAAUCGCGGAACACAUUAUAACGCUGCGCGACGAGCGGCCUAUCAAACAGCGUUAUUUUCCCAAGAACCCAGCCAUGCGAAGGAUCAUCGACGAACAGGUCGAUCAAUUGCUGGAGGAUGGGCUAAUCGAGCCUUCCUACAGCCCCCCACAGUGCCCCAAUCGUAUUAGUGAGAAGAAGAAUGGACAAUGGCGGAUGUGCGUGGACUACCGACAACUCAACGAGCGAUCCGUUCCUGAUGCAUACCCCCUUCCGAGGAUUACCUACAUCCUGGAACGCCUACGACACGCGAAAUUCAUAUCCACGCUGGACCUUAAGAACGGCUACUGGCAGAUACCGAUGGCUACGGGAAGUCGAGAGGCCACCGCUUUCACCGUACCGGGACGCGGCCUGUAUCAAUGGCGAGUGAUGCCAUUUGGACUACAUUCGGCCCCGGCGACAUUCCAGCGUACCUUGGACUCCGUGAUCGGAGUUGACAUGGAACCUUUCGCCUUCACGUACUUGGACGAUAUUGUGGUGGUCGGGAACUCCCUAGAGGAACACAAUAAGCACCUUAGAGAAGUGUUCAAAAGACUCCGGCGGGCGAACUUACGUAUAAACCACGAAAAAUGUGCAUUCUUCCAGCGAAAAAUAACCUACUUAGGGAUCAGUGAGGAGGGGAUUCACACGGAUCCCAGCAAGGUAGCAGCUGUCCGCGAAUUAAUUCCCCCGUCGAACCUGAAAGAAUUACGCCAGUGCAUCGGCAUGGCAUCGUGGUACCGCAGAUUUGUCCCUAACUUUGCUACGGUGGUGCAACCCAUGUCACAACUCCUGAAAAAGGGGCGGAAGUGGACAUGGGGCGAAGAGCAGCAAGUCGCGUUCGAUGAGUUAAAAACCCUGUUGACCACCGCCCCUGUGCUAGCGUGCCCGGACUUCCACGUGCAGUUCGUGCUACAAACUGGCGCUAGCAACGUGGGAAUCGGAGCAGUCCUGACUCAAGAAAUCGACGGUCAAGAGCGGGUGAUAUGCUAUGUUAGUCGACGGCUCAACAAAGCGGAGGAGAACUACUCCGCCACCGAGAAGGAGUGUCUCGCAGUGAUCUGGGCCAUCAGGAAACUUCGUUGCUAUCUGGAGGGUUAUCGAUUCGAGGUCGUCACCGACCAUCUGGCACUCAAGUGGUUGAAUUCACUAGAAUCACCACAUGGACGUGUGGCACGUUGGGCUUUAGAGCUGCAACAAUACCAAUACGACGUGCGAUAUCGACCCGGAAAGCAGAACGUAGUCGCCGACGCUCUUUCCCGACAACCCCUUACCAGGCUGGCUAUGUUAAAGGAGGAGGCCCAACCUUGUUCGUGGUUAUCCCGGCGCAUACGACAGGUGAGUGAGGAACCACAACGCUACCCGGACUAUACCAUCAGGGACGGGCAACUGUUCCGGCACAUCGUGCAUCGGUCCGAUGACUUCGACGACGUGACGUGGAAGUUGUGCGUACCCCGGGUCAUGCGACCCCGCGUUCUUCACGAGUGUCAUGACCAACCAGCUGCCGGCCACUUAGGAGUACGUAAGACUAUUCUUCGAAUCAGUCAACGGUACUACUGGCCAGGUAUGCAUCGGGACGUCAAGAAGCACGUCCGGCAAUGCCUGAGCUGUCAAAAAUUCAAGACAUCACAGCAGAAGCCUGCCGGACCCAUGCAUACCCGGCCCGCAGAAGAACCCUUCGCCGUCAUUGGAGCCGAUUUCGUCGGCCCACUUCCUCGUUCCAAGCAAGGUAACACUAUGCUCCUCGUUUUCUUUGACUUGUUUUCCAAAUGGGUAGAGCUAGUGCCACUACGACGUGCCACUACUGCGAGCCUUCAGCGUGCGUUCCGAGAGCGAAUCCUCGCUCAUUUCGGGGUUCCGCGACGCUUCGUGUGCGACAAUGGGACGCAAUUCACUAGCCGGUCUUUCAAGGCAUUUCUAAAAAUCGCCGGGGUCGACCUACAAUACACUGCUCCCUAUUCGCCACACGAAAAUCCAACGGAACGAGCCAACCGGACGAUUAAGACCAUGAUCUCGCAACUAAUCGACGGACAGCAGAACCAAUGGGAUGAGUUACUUCCAGAGAUCACACUAGCUAUCAAUUCCAGCGUCUCCGAGUCCACCGGCUACAGUCCAGCUUUCCUCGUACAGGGUAGGGAGCCACGACUUCCCGGAGGAUUAUAUGACGAGGUGACACCAGAGGCCCCCGGCGAACUAGAAGACCCCAGUAAUAAGGCAAAAAGACUGCAGGAGAUAUUUACCAUCGUACGCGGAAACCUGAACCAAGCGAGCCAUGACCAGAGUCGAAUUACAACCUACGCCGGAGGUAAUGGCGACCUACUUUGGGCGGAAAGAAGAGUAGCCAACAUUGCCGAUCUCCGGGAGUUCCAAGAGCAGAGGUCUGACUCCGAGGCCGACGACUACGAGAGCGACACGUCGGGAAACAUGGAACCUAUCGACCUUACGCUUCCUUCCCCGCCACGCGACUACGCCGGCGAGGAUGAACCCCGGACAACUCCUGACCCCUCGAGACCCCACUAUUCCCCGUGCCCAGAGGAUGAACCCCGGACAACUCCUGACCCCUCGAAGCCCCACUAUUCCCCGUGGCCAGAAGAUGAACCCGUGAUGACUCCCCACCCUACGGAGCCACAUUACUCCCCGUGGCCCGAGGACGACCCUGGGUACCAUGCUGGCAUCCGAGUCGUCUAUAACCCCGCCAGCGAGGGGGAAUCGGAGGAUGAUGAGUCCGAACAGGAGGAGAGCAGCGAGGCGGAAGAGCCUUUCUUUCGACCCCCACCAGGCGCUUGGUCACCCAGGCCCGGACAACGCCGCGACCCGCGACUAGGGCGUGGAAGUGUAUGGUCGACCCCCGUCGCCGACCGAGACGGAGGCGCAGAGAUACCAGCUUCCCCCCCCACUCAGGAUAGUGACGCGGACGAGCCCUUCUUCGUCGAGGAGGUAGAGCGUACAGGUCCACGCUGGGAGUCCGCGUCGUCGGACGACGAGCCGGACGGGCCUCGGUUCCGCCGGCAGUACGCAAGGACAUCCCCAGCCAACGAGGAGUCCGACCCUCUCGACGACCUACUGGAGGUCUUGGGGCCGGACUUGGUGCCGUUGCAGGAGGAGGAGGAGAAACCUCUGAUGACCGAGGUAGCCCACGAAAGCGAGCUGGUGGAAGCUCCUGCCGAGUGGAAUGUAGAAACGCCCCACCGUCAACUACCCCGGGGCCUAGUCGAGGAGGUCCACCGCAGCGAGGGACGAGGAACCAGGACAAGCUGUAGUAGUGUGACUACACUCUACUACAGUCGACGCCGGAACGGCGUGUACAGUGCGAUUGGGCCAGUGUGA
Messenger RNA from Drosophila sulfurigaster albostrigata, 5214 nucleotides. RefSeq lists its product as uncharacterized. The record is from RefSeq and is a predicted model, not a curated record. Gene Ontology annotation, biological process: DNA integration; proteolysis. Lineage: Eukaryota; Metazoa; Arthropoda; Insecta; Diptera; Drosophilidae. Gene Ontology annotation, molecular function: nucleic acid binding; aspartic-type endopeptidase activity.